GGAGGGAGGGAAAUUACUUUGCAGCCAGAUGAAUUUCGUGGUCUAUCUUCCUGUGCAGCUGCAUGAAUGCCACUACUAACACAAGGAGGGGAACAAAGUAACUGCUAAAUUAAAAUGUUUGUGGACUGCUGUCUUUAGAUAGGAAAAAAUAAGCAGGAUUAUUUUUUAAAUAUUACUAUUUUAAUAUUACUGGCUCUAUAUUUUGAUGCACUAUAGGCUAGGACCAUAUGUCUGUAAUAAUUUUCACUCUUGAUAUGUAGAGUAGUCAUCAGGCAUGUUUUGUGGCUUCUCCAUGUAUGUCAACUGUGGUAUUCAUUGUUUACUAGAGGAAAUACAUUUAUUGGUCGAAAAACAUAACUUGACUUUGCACCACAAUAGCCUUAGCAUGAAUGAUUAUGCUGCAUUUGCUUGAUGGCGUUAGUGCUUCUUAAACACGUUAUUCUAAGAUGUUUUAUCCAAUUCUUACUGUUGCAACUCCGCCGUUUGUAAAGGGUGAGGAUGCUGAGUAACUCUGUGGUCUGUGCUGGCCCAGUGGCUGUGGCUUCUGAUCUUGCCAUUACUUUUUCUAUGUAUUUUUUUUCAGUUUCUGUCUAUGAAUUUACCCAGCACUACGCUGGAGAGUCUGUUUUACAAAGUGAUUUACAUUAACAUGGAAUUGGUAUGCUAUAUUAAUGUUGCUAUUAUAGAAAUCCUGUUGUAGAAUUCUGAUUGAUCUUUAAUCAAUGACCUGCAUAUCAAAAGUAAAUAAUGAGUGACUCUGGUGUAUAUUUAUUUUAAUUCUGUAAACAUAAUCUUAGUAGCUUGGUCAUAAAAUUCCUGAAGCAGACAAUUGCUUCAAAUAUAGCUUAUGCUAAAGUGAAUAUAUUCCUCAUAAAUGUGUCUCUGUUAUAAAUUACCAGCUUCAGGUAGAUGUAGUGAAAUGCUUAAAUCCAUUCUGUUCCUGUAUUUUCUUAGUUUAUUAAGACAGUAUGACUUCAGUGGAUGUGGAGGCAGUAGGGGAAAAGUCUUGAAUGCAUGUGAAUAAACAGGUUUCCAGACAGGAUACAGUGUUUUCUUUGCUUGUAAUAUGUAUUUUGAAGUAUUAAUUCACAAAGUACUUAACUCUGUAAAUUCAGUUAGUGUUUUAUAUGCAAGAUUCUUCUUGACUUUAAGCCUUUAUACACAGAAUUCACUCAGUUUACAUCUAUCUCUGCAUAAAUACCAAUAAUGCUUUAAUUUAUGGGUGUUUGCUGUUGGGCUUUGUUUCAAUGAGUUCCAUCCAAAAGGAAUCAGAGCCUUCUAUUCUUGCAGAAAUGAAUAAGCCACGAGGUGAAUUUUCAUACAACCCGUUUCAAACCUGGAGUUCUCAGGGUAUAAUUUAGAUGUUGCAUUGGUGGUUUAUGACCAUAUAAAGUGGAGGUAGGAGGUUAGAUGGAUGUACUUGUAAAUGGCUGGGAGCAAGGAGGUUGAGUGUGGUCUCCAGCAGUGCCUAUUUCAGCUCACAGUUUCACAUCUCUAACCUAAGGCACUACAUGUUACUAAUUCUCCAAAAGCCAAAGAUUUGUUUUACAGAAGAAAAUUCUGAUUUGAUUAAGAUAUUGCUUCAAGACCUAAUGUUCCUUUAGCAAAUCAUGCCGUGACUGAAAACCUACAUGACUGGGAAUAAACUGCAUGUUAUCUGAGAAAGAGCGAAAGUGCCUCAUGAUUUGGAAUGAUCCUGCAGAAGCAGCGUUUAGUGUAAUGACAGUACACUUAGAUUAAUUAUAGCACUGCUUGCAGGCGCCACUAUAUACUUACUGUUGUGUCAGCACUUUUGCUGUUAACCCUGUGGUGCAAAAGUUUAUAAUUUGGCUCUAAAAAAGGAGUAAAUUUUCUGGCUUGCAUUCGGGCUUUGUGCUCCAUGCGCAGAAUCAACUUUUACUUAGGGCCUGGAUUUUAUUCUUAACCUUACAAUCACUUCUACAGCUAUAUACUUUGAAUCUGUUUAAUAUCGUGUAUGUUUUCUGCCAUGCCAUAUUUUGAUGGAAAAUUUAAUUUCAGUAAAUACCUAAACUGUCUUAUGAUCACUUCAAAUGGUCUGAAGUAAAGUAGGGAGACAUUUGACCUUGAAAAUUAAGGUGCAUGUAUGAAGCUACUGUUUUUCUACUCAGUACAUGAGAUAAAUUUGGCUUAAUGUAUACUUAUAUGAUUAGCUACAACGGCUCUGAAGGAUUGUUGUGAUCUUCAGUAAGCCUUGAACAUGGCUUAAAAGGCUGUUUACAAAAAUUUGGAAAUACUUUAAAGCAGCUAUUAUAAUGAGUUGUGUAAACGCUACAGGGUGAUUUUUAAAACUAAACAUUCGAAAUAUACUAUAGUCAUAGAAACAACAGCGAAAUUAAGUAACUUCUUGACUAAGUCAUCAGAGUGCUCUUCAUCCUAAUUUUACUGUUGAUGAGACAGUAAUAAAGGCUGAGCAAAUAAACUUACUUUUACCUGGAACAUCUCAUCCUGCAAACACAGGAAUCUCUGCACAUUUUUCUAGCAGUUCUUAGUCUCUUAUCCUCUCCUUUCUAAUUUCCAUUCUUAGAUUGUAUUUUACUUUUUUUCUGAGUAGUGAUGGCAAGUGGAUUUUAUCAAGAACAAAUGAUGCCAUAAAUCAGGACCAAAAUCAAUGAUGCUGUGGGGCUGUAAUAGUGAGAUGCGGUUAUGUGGGCCUGAGCAUUUUACCUGCCUCUGAAGCCAAGAGCGAGGCCCUGGGUACUGUUCCAACCCUUGGCUUCUGAUUUACUGGCAAGUAUAUAUAUUAAAGUAUAUAUAUAUACAGCUGUUCUGUCUCAGUCUGAGUGGAGAUAUCAAUAUUAAACUCCUGUUUUAAUAUGCCUUUCCUUAUAAUGCAAACAGUAAAAAGCAAGUGGGCAUUCAUAUUCAAGUAGAGUUGCAUAAGAAUUCAGGAGACACUUAAUCCCUCCACCCUUAAUACUACAGGAGCAGGAUUUAUGACCGGCAGGACUGCUUGAGAUGUCUGGCAGCAUAUUGGUGUCCUUAUUUUUCUUUCAAGCAUGUGUCCUGUAGGUGCAAAGGAUACUGGGUGUUCAAAUAGCAGGACUGGUUCCUUCUAUUGGAGGAAGGCUGAUUUGCCCAAAGCAAUAGAAUCCUUAACAUCGCGACUGACCAUUUCUGGCUGUAGUUACUGCUCUUCUCUGUGAUAGGUGGUAGUAUAAACAAGGAAUGAUUUGUGCUGCUGGAAUAAGGCCAUGUGUGUUAUGCCAAAUAUAAAAUGAGAGGGCUGAUAUGAGUGCCUCUUGGACAUGUCUUUCAUUACCCUUUACGCUUCUCUUUCCUAAUAGAAUUUGGAAGAACCAAACACAUGCUGUAUGCAGGGUUUAUUAGAGUGCUUUGCCUCGGGCCCUUAACUCCUUUAGCUGGUCGUUACCUGACCAGUAAAGACCUCUAAAUGGGUCAUUAAUGCUUUAAGUAAUAAACUGUUUCACAAGACUGUCUAGUACAAAACCUCUUCUAUCAUUUUUACAGUUACUGUUUUAUAGAUAAAUCAAUGACCAACAACUGGAUAUUCUUGUUUUGCUACAUAAUCUCGUCAUAGCAGCCGCGGCAAAUAGGCUGUGGGUUCAAUACACUGUGUUCAGGAGAAUUGGAGAUGGCCACACAAGUGGGACCUGGGGUUAUAGGCAGGGUAAACAAGGAAUAAGGUGAAAAUGAAGACACAUUCUAUUGUUAGCAAAAUAAAGAAUAUCUACUUGUAAAGGGUGUUGGUGUUUGUUAUGUUUUUUGUUUGCUUGCUUAGUUUUGUUUUUUGUUUUGGUUUUACUUAGGUUUGGGUUUGUUUGUUCCUUUAUAGAAACUGUAUGAUUUCAGUAAGGUGGCUUUUUCCCCACUGUUGUAUUAGGGACAAGUAAGCCUCAGUAUAGUCUAAUGUUGGCCAAGAUUUCCUACUUUCACAGAGCUUUUCUGAACUAACAAUUACUUAAAUCAUUAAGACCUGCACUCCUUUAUACCAUACAUCAGUUGACUUUGAGUUUGGCAUGUGUUAAAUGUUUUCUAGAUAUGACAGUAAAAGUCAUCUUUGGCACACAUUUUUUCUCCAGGUUCUUGAUGUGAAAUUUUCAGGCCCCCCAUUUAACAAACCUAUCUCUUAAAGUAGGUUUCUGUGCAUGAAGCUGUACAGAGCUCUUUCUCCCUAGAGAGACAGAGAGAAAAAAUGCAUAGUAGGUACCAUACAAUUUUUAGGCAGAUCACCAGGCAUUCAGUAUUUCCAUCCUUGUUAAUAUCAGUGUAUCAUUGAUUGACUGCUGAGCGCUGGAAUAAGCAAUCCAGUCAUAUACAUCUUUUCUCAUGUGAGGAGUGCCUGUCUGUGCUGGGACUGAGCGGGUGGUUUUGACUUCUGCAUUUAUUUUUUUUAUGAUUAUAAUGCUUGAACAUUCCGAAGUGAAAUGAAAUUUGGUGCUGAAAAUGGUUCUUUUGUAGACACACAAUAUUUUUAAUGAUAAAAUGGAAUUAAAACCUCUGCAAAUUGAUGACUUCUAGUGUGAUUAGUGCCCACAGAGCAAACACUUGGUAAUUAUUUUUCUAAGAAAUUGAGAAUGUGUUAGUUAUGGGACAAGUUAUCUCUGACAAUGUAAAACAAUUAAUACUGAACAGCUGUUUUAAUGAUGGGACGAACUGUUCUGCAAAAAAUAUAACAUUGAUGUGUUUUUCUGUUCAGUUCUUCCAAGCUGAAGUAGGAGUUUUGCAUUUGGAGCUGCCAUCUUGGGUCUAACAAGAAGAAAGAUUAAAAAAAUAUGAGAAAAUAGUUAUUGAAUGAAACAAUACAAUAAGUGGGUUUUUUUCUUUUCUUUUUCUUUUUGAGGAAAAAUAAAAAGCUUUUUGGAGUAAAAGCCUUAACCAGACCCAGCAAGGAGUUUGAGGUGACUUCAGUACUGCACUUUGUGUUACAUCCUCAAAGAUGUUGCUGAAAGUCCUAAUAUUGUAUCCAGUGGUACAAGAAUUGUAUGCUGACUUAGAGCUUAACUAGGGAUGAGCCUGACACAGCACUUCAUUCAGUUUACAACUCCCAUAAUAUUCCUAGCAGCUGCAGAAGGAUUUCAAUUUGUUUAAAGCAAAAAUGCACCAAGGCUCACAUAGUAUUAGGAAACAAAUAACGCUUCACAGAUUGCAACUCCACGGUUGUCCCGUUCGCGUCUUUGCUGCUGAGCAGACGGGGCUGAUGCUGUAGCAGCCGUCGCAAAACCAGAGUUGGUACUGGGUGCCUCCUUCAGCCUCAUUGACAGAAGCUGUCCCGGGUGUCACUUUACUGUGUUAGGAUGACAUCAGGAAUCGGUUUGGUCCCAUCUGCAGUUGCCUAAUAUAAUCAACCUCUAUUCCGUUUAGUUCAACUUGAUACAUACCGUAAGUUCUUUGUGUGUGCAUGAAUAUUAAACUUUCCAAGUAAAUGUGAGUAAAUAUGAGUUCACUAUAAAGGAAAGUUAUUUAUGUGCACUGCAAAUGAGUGUUAUUGUUUUUUAUAAAAAAGCAUUAUAUUGCCUCAUCAUGGUAUGAAUAAUGAUCAUUGCUUCCUUUUUCUCUGAUAGGAGAGAACAGUAAUUUCAAAUAACGUCUUUGUAUUGCUGCUUUCUCUUCUGCCUAGUGUAGUCUCUGUUAGUCAAUUUGCUGUAAAGAUUUUUCUUCUCUAAUUUUUUCAAGUCAAACCUCUGCUAGGGAAUUUUUUCAUGGCUCAACAGCUCUUAGUUUUCCUUUAUUUUUUUUUAUAGGACUGAGUACAAGUAUAUUUGCCUAGUGAUUACAACAAGGCAGAUGCAAUAUUUACAAGCCUUAGCAAUUCCUGUGCCAAUGCCGUCUCCAGAGAAGGGCACGAUAACAAAGCAAGCAAACAUCACAGUUAUCUAAAUAAUAAGAAGUUGCAGGCAUUGGGAGGGGUGACUCACAGUGUGGAUGGGAACCCUGGAGUUUUAGAGUAAUUUAUGGGGAUGCUGAGGAGAUGGAUUUGGUUUAAAUACAGUAACUGCUGAAAUAUUUCGAAGUUAAAAAGUCAGCUAGUGGUUAAGUAAAUAUCCUCUUGACCCCUUUUAACUCUUGUGAUGUACCGUUGUUUUAAAGUAUUUACUUUGAAAUGCUUGAGUCAUAAAAUGACCCAGGAGAGAUGAAUUGACCACAGAUAGUUAAUGCAUAGGAUUGAGUUACUUAAAACUUAAGCUCCAUGCCCGUUUGUUAUCUAAUCUAUUGUUCUUUAAUUGCGUGAAUGAGGUUGUAAAUUGGAGGGCUGUGGAGUCUAAAAAAUUAAAAACAACAACAAAAAAAAUUCAUACAGUACUGCAAAAAGCAUUAGGGGGAAAAAAAUUUAGAGAACAGAGAUUCCUUCUUGUUUCUAUAGAAACCAAUAGUGAUCAGGAGGGGAGAGGAUUUCUUUCAAGUGCACGUUUUAGUGAGGCCAGCUCAGCACACUGGAGGGCCGGUGGUAAAAAAAAAAAAAGCCACACACACACAAAAAAGCAAACCAUUAAAAAACCCUCUAGUGGCUUGAGAUGUGGUGUUGAUGGCCCUGCGAUACCAGCUGGAACGAGGGUAUCGCAUCCCUGUGAGGCUGGUUGGUGCUGUGGGCAAGGGGAGCUCUUUGCUCUGCGCCCCUGGGAGCGCAGCCUGGCAUGGGCUCCGCAGCCCAGCAUCACCGAGCAUCCCUGAGACCAGGAAACCGGCCGCCAUGGGGAUUUGCAUGAAUUGGAUGGCAAAAAGGGAGAGAGGACAAAAAAAGGGGAAAAUACUGAAGAGGUGUGCUGUCCUGUGUCAAAAUUAACUAUGCUAAUUGCUUUGAGGCAAUAAUCUCCUUUGGUUUUUUCAUGACAGAAUCAUAGCCACUGAAAUGCUGUGUGUCAAAAUGAUUACAGCUGGGACUCAAUGACUUGGCUUUUGAAUCAUGAUCUUCUUGCUAGUAUACUAUAUAAUACAUAAUCCCCUCCACAGCAGAAUUAUAUUCUUAAUUAUGUUCUGUUUUCCUAGUAUCACCUAAGUGUUGCCAUCAAGAAAACAGUUGAAAACCAAAUUCUAAAGCAAGUCUUAAUACUGUACCUUUAAAAUAAUUGCAGGAUUCCUCUAAAUGAAGUUCAGGUCAAAUGCAAUGUCAAAAAUAAGGCAGUUUCAAUUUGCUGCAACCUGGCAGGUCCAAGAGAAGUGACUGAGGAAUAUCUAGUAGGUGGCAAAGACACCUCUGUUUGACAUUUAUUUUCGCAUGUAAACAAUAGAGCACUGUAUAUUGGCAUCUGAAUGUAUUAGCUGGUGGUGAUCCAAACCCUGGUAUGAAUUUAGAUGGUUUUCCUUUCUGUUUAUAAAUACAUUGUCUUGAUAACAAGGGAACAUUUACUGCAAUCUUGCUCUGCAGUUGUCAGAGCAGAAUGAAUCAUUUUGAAACAUAAGCCUCCUCAGAUCUCAAAAAUAUAAAGAAAAACAUAAAACAUAAGGGAAAAGGAUUAUAAAAUACAAAUAAAAAAGGUUCUUAACAUAUUUAGAGGCCUAUGGGCUGUAAACACUGUAGAUUAUCAUUAAUGAAACUCUCUGCCAAGUACACAAACCACAGUUCGGUAGCAGCUGUUAAGCAAGCAUUGUUCAAAGCUGGAUAAUCCCUUGAACAUUAUACAUCAUUCCUCUGUACCUCUUCCUAUUAGUGAUCAGAUAAUUGCCUUGCAUUUUCUGUUACACAUUUUUCUUUUAAAAAUCAGUUUUAUUCCUCUUUAUGUUGAAAAGCUUUAUCUUGCAAUAAUCACUUGGCAAAAAUCCCACAGAGGUCAACAGGCAGGGCUGCGGGCUCCUUUAUAUUCUGGAAAUCCUGUGUAGUACAAUUCAGUCCUGUGGUGUUACUUUGGCUUUGCAAGAGUAAAAUGGAGAAGAAUUCCACUCUACAAACAAGGUGCUUUAAUUGUAUUUUAACUUAGUUAUGUUUUUUCUUAUAAAAUGGACUCUUCUAAAUAAUUUGGGAAUUAAUUAAAAAUAAUUUCUGCCUCUACUUUUUUUUUUUACUUUAAAAAUAUGUAUGCUGCUACCUGUUGAGAGGAGCAGAAGGUAUGGGGCUUUGAUUCCAUGUGUCCAAGAGUUCAGACCUCAUAGGAAGUCUUCCCAGGAGAUGAUACACAAGUAUCUUGCAGAAAGAAAUUUGGAAAUGACGGCAACUAUUUUUUUCCAGCACCAGAAUAUCCUUAAGUCAUAACAUAGAAAUAGUGAGCCCCAUAGCCCUGGUAAUUGUGAGUUCCCUUGAGCUCCAUUGGCUAUUAGGGUUGAAGUGAGAGAGUAGCUUAUCUUGCACUUCUGGAAUUUCUCAUAACCCUACAACAAAGCACUAUUGAUUUUUCUCAGCCAGGCAGGAGGGAUUGAAGAAGGUCAUAUGUAAAUGUGCCAGGUUUGCUAAACGGCUGGACCAAAUAUUAUUGAGUCUAGAACCUCACCUAUGCUAAGUGAAUCCAUUUGAUAACCCCUGGAUUAUGCAUCUGCUGUUUCCUCUCAAUUAGCACAUUGCGUCUCUACACUGGAGAGUUUAGCCUGACAAUACUUACUGACACGGACCAUUCAGUUUAAAACCACCGCAUCUUUUUGAUGGGCACUGGCUUCACAAGCUCUUGGCAUCAGCUCUCUUUGUCUAAGAUCUGGUUCCAGUCCCAAAAAUCAAAGCAGAUGGAGAUGUAAUUCAGAGAAGAGAAAGUAUGAUUCAUCCUUAAACCUACAGGGUUGCAGCGACUGUGUCUGUCUAGUACUUAGAAUUAUUUUACAUCACAUGGUAUAAGCGGAGGCUUGAGAGAUGGUGUCACACCCCCCCCCAUGGGCAAGGCAUAAUGGAUAUUUUCUACCUAAUGUAUCUCUGUACACAUAUAAGAAGAAGGAAUUGCUUUUUUUUAAGAAAAAGGCAACAUUUUGUUUUCAAGACAAUCUAAUGCUUUCUGUUCAUUGCAGGAGCAAUAUUAUUAAGUGCCAGUCAGCAGGAAAAAAUAGAAAAAGGAUGGUCUGAAAGACAAAAAAAGAAGUAUUUUGCCCCCAUUUUCCAAAAAAAUAAAUUACCAAUGAAGCAGGAGCUGUCUUUAGGCAAGGUUUCAGGAGGCACAUUAGAUAGAAAACUAUUUCUUUGUUCUAGUGAGAGGCUGUUUUCAUUGAAGACAGGAAUUUAGGAGUAUUUCUGAGGGGAAAAAGGUCUUGCAGCAAAACUGCAAAUUGGGCAGCACUGUGCAUAAAGCAGCUAACUCACUGAUCCUCCUAGCAAAGUAAUACCAAUUAAAAAGCCAUCCAUAACCAACCAAGUACAAAUGUACUCAGUUGCUGAAAGGCAGACAUGUAUGGAACAAUAUUAUUAUUCUAAAGUGCAACUAAAAGGUUUGGCGAAAGCAUUCCUAGUUGCUUUGUUUUAAGAAACCCCACUCUGUGCAGUGGGGUUCUAGCAUAUGCAUUAAUUUCUAGCAUAUUCUAGGAAAAAAAAGUUCUGCAGAGAUUCUGACUUUUGGAUGAAUUUGCUGGCAUCAGGGUGCUAAUAUUUUUUUCCAACAAAGCACUUUGACCUCUGUAAGAAGGUUGUGACAGUAGCAGGUUCUAUGCCCUGUUUGGGGCUUCCUGCAGUGAUCCUGGGCUUCAGAUUGAAAGGUUUUCUUGCCCUUAAUCAUCUUUACAGUUGCAUAAAACUCUUGUAUUGUCUUGUCAGUUGUGUGUCGGUUUGGAUUUGCAUUUCUUUAGCAUUCAGAAUGGGUCAGAAUCUGCCAAACUGAGCAACACCUUUACCCAGAAGGGCUAAACAGCUGUGAUUAACUCCACAUUUGUAAGAGAGUUUAGUGUGCUAGUGGCAUGCAGUGGUUGGGAAAGUUUGCAGGUAACAGUCGGUAGAGAACAUCAGCUCUAAUGCUAAUGCCGCUGAACAUUAAUUUCUGUUGUAUUGUUAGAGUUGACCGACUACAAAGGUUCUGUGGUCUGAUGCUCUCAUUUUAUCUUACACGAGCACAUUAGUCAUAAAUGGUCUCUAAAGUUCAGAUAGAUGGACAACUUUGAAUCAUGUUAAUCUUUUGGUAUUGGGCAUGAAUAUGAAAAGAAACUGCUUUCCUUUGCUAUUCUUAAUUAUUGGCAUUUUGUUUUUAUAAAUGCAAAGGGCAGAAGUGCUAUGGAAAACAGGGAAGGGGGAAACUGGGAUAAGAGUCAGAUCCCAUAACUAAUCCCAUUGUAGUUUUCAGAGAAGCUGCAAAGAAGUUGAGUAACGGGUUGAACUCGGUCACCUCCCGGUUCCCCCCACUCCGCUCCUACUCUUGACCUAACCAUACUCUAGGAUAAAACAUUGUUUCUGAUGAGUCUAAACCUGGUUGGCAGGAAAAUGGAUUUUAAGACUUUUUUCGUAUUCUAAGAGAAACCCAACUGUUGCCGGUUUCCCUCAGGUGGUAGCUGGGAAUGCGUGUGAUCCAGGGAUAGAAGGCUCAGAGCUCUGACCCCAGCCUGCUCAGCUGCCACUUGUGAUUUGGGCUGCCUGGUUUGGGUGUAAUGAAAGGACUGAAUAUCUACAUCUUAUUUGAGGGGAAAAAGCCCCAUCAUUCUUGUCGUUGACCAAAUGUGUUGACUCUGAGCAUGGAAUUCUUAUUAAGGGAUUAUUCACGUAAGAUAAACAAAAUGCUCUGACUUGCCUACUGAAGAAAAAUUGAAAAAGCAAACAUUAGUCGUUGAAUGGGAUAGAACAUACACUUCACAAAUAAAAAUGGUAGAAGAUCCACAGUAAAAUUAAGAUACGGCUGUGGGAAGGUGAAUUUUUUUUUUUUUUAAAAAGUAAAACCAAGAAACCUCAAAAGACUAUGGAAAAAAUAAAUCUAAAAGGAAAUAGGAGGGGAAAAGCAGUGCUUUUCUGCUAAUUUGCCCCCUUCUUUCUGUGUUUAAUUUAGUAAAGCAGUCGUAAACCUUGCUAAACAGUCAAAAAAUUAAAUGUUGCUGUAUAAUUUAUGGUGGUUACAGGAUACAUGAGAGUGCACUUUAAUUAGCAAAUUGCAUGUUUAUUUUAUUUGCUUAGCAUAUAAUUUAGAUUGGAUAAAUGCGCUUUGACUGGCUAUGGCACCUUGGUAUCCUCAUUUGGUAUAAUUUUUAAUCACAUUGUUUUGGAGUUUUAUUGCAACAUUAUACAGUUGAUAUAACAGUGCACAAUUAAGUAUGCUCAGUUCACACCUUGCUCUUGAGGAAAUUACUUUUUAUCUGUAUUUGGAUGGAGCACUUUGUAUGGCAAGUGAGAACCUGGGAGUAAUAAAGAAUGCACACUGUGGGCGCUAGAGCUGCAAUCUGAAUAGUAAAUAAUAAGAGUAAUGGUGGUGCCCUGUUAAUGAAAUGUAUUUGGGAGGAAGAUAAACUAAAACACAAACAAACCCUGGAAAUAAGCAAAUGGAAAUUAUUAUUGUAUUUAAUAGUACAUUAGCUGUAUCAUAACCAUGUCUUGAUGUUCCAGCUAAACUGAGGGAGGAUGAGGAUUGUGUAGGUGCUAUACAUAGCCAGAGCGGGGGGAGAUUUACAUCCAGCAGACAUCAAGAGAGGAGGAAGUUGUAGAGAGGGGUAAAUAGGUGAUACAGGAUGUGGGGGAUUAUCAGACAAAACUGUCAUCUCAAUCCUGGGUCCUACUCCUGCUACACCGUGACCCACAUCAGGAUGCAGAGCUGCUUGUGGAGUGGUAGGAGUGUGAGGAGUUACCGAGACAAGACACGCAAAGGCACGGUGUGUGUUCCUGUGGUUCUGAGACUUGAAAAUAUCUCCGCACUUUUUGGUUUGCUUACUAUUGUCUAUUUGAUCGUGCUCAGCGAGAAUCAGUCUGGGGUCUUUUCAUGGGGUUGGGACUCCGGUAGGCUUUGGGUCUGGAGCUCUGCUUUCCCUGAUGUUCACUUGGCUGUUUUAUGUGGUGAUAGGGAUAAAAGAAAGUUGUGUCCGUGUUUUGGGGAAGUUCAGAUUCACCUUGCCAACUGCAUUUAAAUCCUCGCUUUAGGUAGAAGGUCAGCAGUAUGUUGAGAUAUUGUGUAGAUGUUAGUGGAGGAUGUAGUAGGGCUGCAACUUGGAGCUUCCAGAAAGAAAAACAUAAACACUUUUUUCUUUUCUUUUACAGAAAAAUAUUCUCUGAGCAUAUAGACAUUAAUAGAGAAUAUUGUUUUUGCAGCUAAAAUAUGGAAGAAAUACAGAGCACUUAAUUGAGAUCUAGAAUAUAUCUCAGGAGUGGCAUUUUAUGUAGUGGUUGGACUUAAAAAAUUUGGCAGAAAAGCUGUUAUUUUCUCUUACAUUCUAUAGACUUUUUCCACAAGGCCUACCUGAGUGUUACGUGUAUGCCAAUCUGAGAUCCCAAGCUGACUCUGUGUUGGGAAGAUUGAUGCUGGGCCAGAUGAUGCUUUCGGUCACAGGGGUAUAAAUCUGGGGUAACUCCAUUGUCUGGCUUCCACCGAGAGGAAGAUCUGGCCCCUUUCCCUCUCUGCUCUGCCUCUGAGUCGUUGGCCCCGUAAUGUGCCCGUGAUUGACACUGAUCGCUGUGACAGGACCUCGUUGGUGGUACGUACUGCUAGAACACCGGCAUCCCGUACUUGGUUACAGUGUGUUUUGAUAACGUUAUCUGUCAAGUAUGUUCCGUGUGCUGAUUAUGGUUAUUAAAACAUACAGAGAUCAACAGAUACAGCUGCUUAGUCACAGCUGAUGUGAGGAAUCUGAUUUAAUGUAACUUUGACAAUUUGAAACUAUAUCCUCUAGAAAAACACAGGCGAUUAAUCCCUGCUGCAUGCGAGUUAGUUGACUUUGUUUAAAAUAGGAUUAUAUCAGGGUGAUAGAGAGAGACUAGAAUUAAAGCACCUUUUUGAAGAUUGUUGAAAUAUAGAAGAAAAAAAGCCAAGAGGACAGUUUUUCUGUUUUGGUAGUGUGUGUUUUUCUUUUUUUCUUUUUAAUUUUUUUUAACUGCUGUACUGGAGUGUUUAAAUAAUAUUUAUGGGACCUAUCAUUCAGAUGUCACAGUGCUGUAAGAAAAAAUCUGUGGUAUUUAGAGCCAGCGAUGCAGUCCUUUUAAAUAUCUGUAUUGCUCUAUAGAGGCAGGCAGUGCUUCCCAGCAUUCCUUAUGGAACACAGGGAGAAUGGCAUGGACCUCUUGAAUAAUUAAUAUGGUUUUCAGAGCAGUAGUCAUGGAAACCCAGGCGGUGUCACAUAUAUGGAUUUUAGGAAUUAGGCACGUUUUGAAUUGCACAUUUAGCCAAAAAAGAGAAUGCUGUAAGUCUUAAAGAUCAGAAGCAUUUUUUCAGUGACUCUCCUGUUUACAAUGCAAAUACACAUAUAUUAUAUAUUUUUGGAUUUAAGUGAUAUUUGGAUGCUCAAAAAUGUAUGUGGGAGCUGUCUAAAGGGCUGUUAAAGGCACUAACUACCCUAAGUAAUAUUUUAGAUGUCUUACUCUCUUUUUUUUUUUCCCACUUCAUCCCAGACCCCUGAAGAUAUUAGGAUGUAGGUUUUAAAGUGUAUAUCCAAUUGCUAUUCACUUAAAGGACCACAGCUUUACUACUAAGUUGCUAGGCCCUUUCUAUUAGUUCAGUUGUGUGGCUUUUUUAUCUGUCUCAAAAAAUGUCUCUUCAGGAUCAAUAUCGUCAUUACCUUGGGUGUGUAUGUGGAAGAAGUCAACCAGGCAGCAGUGAAAAGCUAUCAUCCAGUCCUCAGUAAUAUUGUACGUGUAAAGAAUAAAAAUACAUGGAAGUUAUUUAUAGACCAUAAACCCUCUGGUUUCAUAAACCAUUUUAUACUAUUAUUUGUCUGCAAAGUCUCUCCUGAGUUCACGGCAUACUCAAAAGCCUCUGUUCUUUAUUUCUGGCUGUUUGAAUUGGGAAAUUAAUUAGGAAUACACUUAACAAUUUAUGAACAUGAAAAAGCCAUUUGGCCCAGUAAGCUUGCUUUCUUUUACCUUUUUUUCAUCCUCAUUUUAUUUUGUUGCUCUCUUUCAAUCUACUCUCUACUAAUAAAAAUAUCAAUCUGUUUCAUAAACUCAUUGAGACUUUGUGGCAAUAAUAUUACUUGGCAGUGUAAUAUGGCAUAUUCAUUACUCUCUAAGCAAAAUGAUUUUUCGUAACAUUUUUUGAUCCAGAUGUCUUAAUUAGAUGCACACUUGCAGCUUUCAUUGAAGUCAGUGAGUUUUAUAGCUGUCACUGGUAGCAGAUACUGGCUCUUUAUUUCCAAAUGUGAAAUGAAGCCCACAGUUUUGUGUUGUUUUUUAUUUAAGCUGGUAAAGAACAGGUUCCCCCCCACUCUGACAUCUCUGUGCUAUAUUUAAAACAUUCCUAAUAUGAAAUGAAAUAUUUCUGUUCAGGCAUUUCAAAGUUAUCUCUUUCCUAGCAAGAAUAAAUUCGAUCACGUUGGCCUGUCUUGACAACAAAUCUUUUAAGUAUCCAAGGUGGCUCAAGGUUUUUAAUGUUGCACCCUCUCUACAAUAAAACCGACUUACCUGCAUGAUCCUUAAAACUAUGGACGAAAUUCCAGUUGUGAAGUAGUUAUUAGAGAAAUCAUCUCACUUUCUAUGAUUUGUAUUGCAGUAUUUUGUUGAUGCAUCUCUGUGUCCUUGUUGCUUUUUCUUUUACUGCAGCCAUAUACAGAACAAAUGGCUUCAGAGAUUUUUCUACACUAAGCUCUAAAUACCUUCCCAGUUGCUCUGAGCACUGCGUGGCUGUUCCUUUUCAUGUGUAUUCCCUCUUUUCUAGCUUACUAUGCUACAACACUCCAAGCUAAGUUGUCCAUCUUUAGACCUUUAAAAAUAUGUACUUUAGGGAUGGAAAUAGUAAUAAAAUCAAGGGGACCAACUCAGAAAGCUGUGUAAAUAUUCACUGUCUGUUGGAACAGUCUCAUAAUUACCCAAACACUUUCAGACUCAACCCCAGAAAUCCCAUGCAGUUGAUAAUCUUCUCAACCGUAGUGUUUUCUGGGAAGAGUCGCGGGGAGUUAAUUAAAAUGCUGAGCGUCCUUCAGACUUCUAGAGUGAUUAGAGAAGUUAAAAGGGAGCAAGAAUGUGGUCCGGGACUGUAACUGCAUGCAAGAUAAUUUACUGAUGAGUCAAACUGACAUUCCCACAAAAGCAUCUUGGGUCACGUAGGAAUUAUAACCAACUGAAGAGCUUGUCUUCUGGGCAUGUUUGGCUCUCCUCUUUUUCUACUGCCUUUCAGGUAGGACUCCAGUGUGUUAGUGUUACAUACAUUUCUUCUUCCAUUGUGAACUGAUACAUUUAUGGUACCGGUACUGUACUAAAGUCAUUCCCACUCAGGGUUGUUACACUUCCCUAGUCAUGGAAGUUAUCUUAAUGAUGACUUUUGCAAAACAAUUGAGUUCUCUCCCAGUUUUAAUGCAGAAUGUUAUUUAGCAGUUGUUUUGUUUCCUUCUCACAGAACUAUACAUAUAUUUUUAUAUACAGAGAUACAAACCCUUAAUGUUAUAGUCUCAAACACUUGAUGCUGCUGUCAUAUCUGCAAGUAAUCUGCAGUACCAUGAUUGCUGUGACCUUUCAGACCACUGAAUGUAAAUCAGAUUCUUACCCUCUGAUGGUCUCUGUGGCAAACUGAAAUUACUCGCAGAUUGUGUUCCAGCAGUGCCUAUCAAGUCAGAUGACAAUGCAAGAAGCGUGUCAUCGUUCUGGUUGCACUGGCGUAUUUCCAACGCGACACCAACUGCAGUGUUUUACAGUGCAAUCUGUGGUUUGUCGAGGGAGGAGUGUGUGCCCCUCUGCUGGCUGUCACAGGCUCGCUCAUAACCAUUGUGUUCUCCCUGACUUCUACCCCCUGUUGAUGGAAAUCCCUAUUCAUGCGCUUAAGCCAUCAAAUCUUUGAAAACAUUAUUGGCUUUGUGGAUUUGGGCUUUUUAGAUUGACAACAACAUCAUGCCAGGUAAUCAGUGGAAGAUACCACAUUCUGCCAAAUUUGCAUCUCUCCAGGAACAUUGUGAGGUCCAGGCAGGUGUUUUAGCACUUGGAAAUUCUAAGUAGGGUCCAGUGCCAGCCCCUGGGAAGAAAGCAGUGCAAAAAGAAGCAAGUGUUGGGUAGUACUGGAAAUUUUCCUAGUGGGCUAUUAAAAUCAUCAUCUCCUGGCAUGAUUUAUGGAAGGAUGUGUGAAAGUUAGGUUCUCUCCUGCAGAAAGCUAAGUGACCACAAUCGUAAGUUUCAUUCAUUGCUAAAGAAAAGCAGUGAUUAGGCUGAGGGAACGAGAGGAUCAAUAAACAUGAUUUCCACAGAAACUGGUAGGUAGAUGAAUGAAAGGCACUAUUUUUUUUUAGUUCACCUAUUGGUGCUUUGCAUGUGACUGUAACAGCAGCAGUCUUAUAAUAUCUCACCUUUGUUAGACCUUUCAGCUUUAUAAUUUGUCAGAUUUUACCAAAAGGUCAAAGAAGGAUGAACGUAUUUGUGCAAGCCGAUCUAGAUUUUGACCUCUAGAGUCUUGGUUCUCAGAGUACUCACAGAGCACGUGGGCAUGAAUUCUUACAAUGGUGUUCACGGCGCUGGGCUUUCUUUGGAAUCCUUCUCUCAGAUGUGCACUGGAGAAAAUCAUUUGGGAGAUUGAUAGUCCAUCCCUUUUCUCUUUCUCUGAAAUUCUACAUUUAAGUGUCUGCAGGAACAUCAAAACUCAACCGACUUAUUUUGGCUUAACAGAAGAAAAAAAUGUGUUUGUUUGGAUAUCUUGGUCUUCAUAGUCUGUUUUCAUCAUCUCUCCAGGAUUGUGUAAAAGGGACAGGUAUGAAGCCAGAUUAAAGAGUCUGAAAGCAUAGUUGAUCUAUCUUUUAAUAUGUUGUCAGUAGAAGAAACUUGUUUGAAUGCUGCAGUGGGCUUUAGAUCUUGGUUUCUUCAGCUCACAGUGGAGAUCAGGUGAACCACUGUACCUCGUAGAGCAAAAGAAACUGAAACCAUGGAUCUUUGCCACAAAUCUACAUGGCACGUGGCCAGUCAAGAGCUGAAAUAGGUUGGUAUUAGCGGCAGGGAAGUCUGAGAAUGCUCUAAUCAUACCUAUCCCAGCAGGGCUCUUGAUGUAAUGACAGGACAAUUGUCUUGACAGACUUGGAAAACUUUCUUCUUUAAACACAUAGAAAAUGGAGGGGGGCUGGAAAGGGGAGGAGGGAGAGGGGAAGACAGAAAAAGCUUUAACUCUGCUGAUGUGGCUUCUUUAAUUUGCUGUCAGUGAUGCCACCGAUGUUAAUUCUGGCAGGGUUAAUUAUGAGAAAUUAAAAAGCUGCUCAGAACAGACUGUACCCUUCGUACUCCAAUAAAGAGGCAGCUCUGGCGUGAGAAAAUUUCUUCAUUAAUAUACAUCCCCAAAGGGCUACUGCAUGCAGCUUUCUGAAUAUGAAUCAUAAACUCCCAGGGAUCCUGCAGGAAGCAGGGGAGAUAGGAUUCAGGGGAGAUUGACUGUGUUACUUUUACUGCUUCAGGAGAAUGACGCUUGGGCUGGCAGGAAAUCACCAUGCCGGUGACAUUUGGAAAGAAGAAUUUAUUAAUUUGCAUGUUGGCAUGUUACAAGCUUUGAAAUGUGGUUUUAAAUACAUUCUGUGCAGACACAGCUGUAUCGAUGUUCGGUUUGUCAGGCUGUAAUAUGUGCAGCUGUUAACAUGGAGCUUAGCGUAAGCAUUGUAAUUGUUUACCAUUUAGUAUUUUGCAAAAGUGGCUUUAGGGCAUGCGUUUAUUACUCAGGAAAAUUUCACUGGCUUGUCACAAACUAGGCACUAUAUACCAUUAACCUAAUACAUUAUACUAAAUGCCAAUGUGUUUAUACCAGAUACAUAGUAGAAAGUAAACCGAGAAGAAUACCACAUACAAAUUCUGCAGCUCUAAAAUAUAAGCUGAGGAAAGAACGUGUCCCAAAACAAUAACCUAUAAUUUAUAUUAGUAUAACUUGGCAAAGCCACAUUACCAAGCAAAUGUGAGUGCAAAUGGAGCUAGAUAAACAUGAAAUACCCCAGUGGUACUAACUUGAAUCAGAAAUAAAGCCCUAUUGUUAAAAAAUUGUGCACUUAGACCAUUUGCAGUGUAACACACUGAUGCUGACAGGGUGUUCCAAAGUGCUUGUGCAAUUUUUGUCUCUUCCCAGGAAAGGUAUUAUGAUGUGUGAGUCAUUACAACAAAGAAAGCAGUUAAAUAAAGUUAACCUAAAGCACAGAGGUCUAAAAGGAGGCCAGAGAAUUAAUUUUUGUAAGAAAACAGGUAUUUUUUUUUUUCCCCUCUAAAAUACAGUGAAGCACCAAUAUACAGCGUGUAACCUUUCAGUGAAGAAUCUCAACAGUUUUCAGAAACAUUAAUUAAUUAACCCUAAUGUAAUAGCAGCUAUAGUCCAUGAGUGUUAUUUUGAAACUUGUAAAUGGUCAUUCAGAGGACUGAUAAAAAUCAAUUGAGAUGGACCUCUAAGAAAAAUGAAACAUUAUUUAUAGCAGUUGAGAGUACUUGGGGACAGCCUCUUAGGAGAAGAAGUUAUUUAAGCAGAUUGCUUUUUCAGGAGGGUUACAUUGUAUUACUGUGCAAUUAGCAGUGUAACUUUUGGCAGGAACAAUCUGGAAUACAAUGUUAGGAUUUGUGGGAAACCUCUGGGCAUCUGCAGUCCCAGUGUGCUGCAAUCUCUAUUUUGCCAGCUCUGUGCAUAGCAAGCGAACCCUGCUUAUCAAUAUUCUAUUUUGCUAAUGGCUUUGUUAACACGGAGCGAGAGGUACAGGUAGACUAAGUGGCACGCACAAGGCAACAUGACACAGUGCUGCUGUGACUGAGGGACAAAGUCUGAAAACCCGGUGGCCAUUUUCUUUGUUCUAACACUAGAAUCCCACUUUCUACCUAUAUAACUAAACAUCUGCUAUCAAAACUAAGGGAAAGAUUAGGUAUGUGCUAUAAAAAUGGCAUUUCCUCUGCCGCUGAAAAAUGAGUUUAACAUUUCCAGGAAUAAAGACCUCCUUUGUUUUCUCGGAUUCUAAUCCCUGUCUCCAAUUUCACCUUAGAAGUGUGUGUCCCUCCCAAACCCUGAAUCCCUGCUGUCACCAGCUGUGCAUUUCUUGGCAGAAACCCACUUAUCAAUGUUAAGGAUGAACUUUGAGGCUCAUUGAAUCAUUCAUUGUAAUCCUCACAUAACAAACAUAACAUUUCAGCAAGAUUUCUAAUUACCUUUUGACUGUUUUUUUCCUAAUGCCCUGUUGCUGUUGGAAUGGCUCUCAUGGCAUACACAGAAAUAACAUUAGACUGUAAAUCUAUCGACUGAAGCAGUGGUAGGAAGAAAAAAAAUGUAGAAGGGGAGAAGGUCAUUUUUAUAAUUAGUGUAAUAUAUCAACAUGCUAGGAAGCUGCAAUGGAAGAAGUUGUUAGAAAUGGCAAUUUGACUGAAAGUUCAUCUGCGAAGCUCUUCUUCCCCUCUUCCUUUCUGUUACCUUACUCUGCAAAGCAACCCUUCUGACAGCUCCUGGUGUCCUGUUCUCAUCAUCUGAACCUGCAACCCAAUACAUGGGCAGGGUCAGCUGCUGCUACCCUCCUGCAGGACUACCGCUUUAAAAUAUUCACAUGGUAGAGGUGGGUGGUGUUCUCAAAGGAGCCCAAACCGCUGCUUCCAAAACCCUGAGGGAAGUAAAGCAGCAGACCAGUGCAGGACUGCGUUAUGCAGUCAUCUUUACUUCCCAUUCAGGUCUGCAUGGAUCAAUUAGCCUUGUUUGUGCCCAGACCUUGCUAAUUGCUGACCAGUGGACACCCAGUAGUUCCCAGCAUGAAAGGGAGGAAUAAGCAGCAUAUGAGAGUCUGAGAUCCAUGGUGAGCGUGGUCAAGAUCUAGUCAGACGAGAUAAGCCUUAUGUACUGAUACACUUAUCACUUGGGAAUCGAUAUACAGGCUUCUGUGAAUGGGAAUGGCUGCCCUAAAACCCUUUCAAAAUCUUUUAAUUUCCAACAGUCUUUCCCAGACAUCAGCAUGUUAUUUAGGCAAAGAUCAUGAAAACUGCUCUGUUUUCAACUGGAUUUUUCAUCUCAAAUGCAGCUCACUCGCAACUUGUUACUGUCUAAAGAGAAUGCUAACACUGCCACAUUUCCUCAUUAGCUUUGCAUAAGACAGACUCCUGUGUCACAGCUGAUGGAGCCUUUAUGAGCCUUUUAGCCAAAUGACUGAUGUUUCCCUCGUUGUGUCAGAUCUGAGGGCACUGCUGGCAUCUUUCUUUAUUCGCUGUCUAACACCAUCAAUCGAGCAGCUGCCAUGCACCCAUGAUCAGGCUGAUUAUUAAAAUGUGCUCAGGAGGCUGCCGACACCAAUUUUCUUUCAUCUGAAGAGGCCAAUAUACACUGGCUCAAGCCGACAGUUAUGUACGUGGAAUAUUUAGUGCAGGAACCAGCAGGUAAGACGGAGGCUGAUUCCUUACAAUCUGGAUCCAGUCCAUUGGGAUUAUCAUUAAGAUGUUAUAGAAACAAUGGUGGUGCUUGUUUUGGUUUGUUUUUUUGUUUGUGGUGGUGGUGUUUUUUUCCCCUCCUCUUCUUUUUUAAAUAGGGAAUUUGUUAUUUUUCUUGGGGAGCACUUUUCUAAAGCAUAGCUCUUCCUCUUAUACCUAGAUGUACCCUGUUGAUGAGGGGUCACAGCCAUUGAAAACCUUAUUAAACUGGAGUCCUAAAAGUCGGCUCUUGUGGGCUUGCUCACCCCUGAGGUUUAUAAUACUAGGUUUGCCCUGUUGUCUCUUCAUUCAUUGAUAUGUCAGUCUCUUUCAAAGGGAGACAACCCUUGCCUUAUUUCUGAUGCUAGUAGUAAACAAAGCCUUCUGCAAACAGUGUAGUUCAGAGCUGUGGACUGACCCAGUGUGGCAGGGGUUGAUCAGGAGCCCAAGCUCACCUGGAGUUUCCAACAGCAAACAAAAUAACCUGGCUGCAUAUUCAGGUGUGCAGCUGGAAACUCUCCUGUUAACCUGCUUCUACUUUGGGGUGUCAGAUCUCAAAUGUCUUCAACUCCAACUAGUGAGUUCAAAUCUUUAUUUCUAAUGCACUUUUCGUUUUGAUAUUUAAGGAUGACCUGUGGAGGUUUGUGUUUGUUUUUAUACAUACAUAUAUAUAUAUAUAUAUAUAUAUAUAUAUUUUUUUUUUUAACCCCAGGGCCAUAUGUUUUUUAAAGGACAAUUUUAAGUUUAAUGGUUAUCAGGUGUAGUUUGUCUUAGUGCAGCAAUGUGGUUGAGUGUGGCUGAAAGGUAUAGCCAAAUAUGCAUGUUAUAUAAAAGUUUUAUACGUAGACUCAUGUACCUAUUGUGAAUAGAGUUUAGGACAAGAAAGAAGCAGGGAAAAACACCUCUUCAGAUGUCUGGACAAACCAGGCUGCAGAGCAAGGCUGUCAUUGACUUUCACUAAGUUCUUGUUGGAAAAAAGGGAGCAGAAGUAUUUCUAUGCUCAAAUGUGGUGGAUCCCCUUGUACUGCACAGUGUUAACCUGCCCAGGCCUCUCUUCCUCUGUGUUGGCUCUUAAAUAGACCAGUAUGUUUCAGAAAUGGUUUCUGCCUUCAUGAGACUGUUCAUUCUUUCCAGUUGCUGCAGUGUUUAAACCCAAACCAUAAGUUGGUUGGAGAGGAAUUAUAGGAGCCAUGCUGCUUUCUAUUUGAGUAAUGUUGUACUGUCUACUCUGGUCCUGCAGGAAAUGCAAAUCUGAGCUUGUCACGCUAUUAAAAUAUACACAUUUUUCCACAAUUCAGUUUUUAUUAAAAACAAAACAAAACUAAAAAAAAAAAGGAAAAGGUAUUAAGCUGCCUGUAUUCCUUGGGGAUGGGGAUCCCUCAUGGACCUCAUGAUAAUCAAAACCACCCUUAAACUCUUAGUACUGCUAAUUAGCUACAUAGCACUGCUGAGCAGUUAACACUUUUAUUGUCUGUCUCAAGUUCACACCGAAGAGGUUAUUCCUCUUGAAAAAGCCUCUUCUUAGGGAGAGACUAGAAAGGACUAGAUAAGAGUGACUGAAUUAUCAAGAUGCUGAGUGUGAAGCCCCAGUUACUUUGAAACUUGUUUUGCCGCUGAUGUACCAGUAGGAGGGUUUGCUGCGAGAGUUGGUGUAGGGACUUGUCAUAAGACAACUGCAGAAAGAAUGGUCUCAAAUCUCCAAACAUCUAUGUAUCUGUGUUGCCUUCCCAACAGUAAUUUUGUAUGACUGAGGGUGCAUGUUUGUGUGCUGGAAGUUCAAAAACUCUGGGCUAGUGCAGUUUUUAAACUCUUAUUCUGUUAAUGCUACAGAAUCAACACGAAUUCUGAUAGCAUGAUAUUCUGUGGCAUUAAGUGAAUACAUUUUUCAUGGCCCACCUGCUAGUGUAACUAAUUAACAGUCAUUCUCAUUAAUUACAUUGAUCAGGAUCAUAAAAUAAUUUCAAAUUGUGGAACAAGAUCAACAGGAGUAAAAUGAUUUCACUUUAAUCCCUUAAUGUUUUUUUUUCAUGAUUAAUCAAACAAAAUAUAUGUAGUUAUUUGAUGCAUUUUUUUUCUGCUUGGAACUGCAACUCAGGGCAAUUACAGUAGACAUAAAGUUGGUGCAAAGAGAACUACAUUUCAUCUGGUAGCUAAUUAAGCAAUAAGGCACAACAGGAUAGGGGAUGUGUGAGUGUUGUGAGAAAAUCACCCCCCUGAGGGUUUAAAAAAAUAAAAGUACACAAGAGGACCUCUGCUCCCCCAGGAAUCUGAUUAUCUUCAUAUAACUGUGUACUUUGCAAUUGUUUUCUUGCUAGGAGGAAGUUCUGUAAGAUUUCAUAUGAAACCAAAUUAGGAUGUGUGUGGGAGAUUGGAGCAAUGGUGACCUGCAGUCUGAGUGUCUGACUGGAGGGCACACCAAAUCAGAUGUCAUUUACAACUCGUACAUACCCAUUCAUGAGCUUUUGUCAAUAAAACCGGUAUCUACUGCCACUUCUUUGGAUAUUGUAUAGAUCUGUCUUUGACAGUUUGUAGCUCUUUUUUGAUGUGAAAACAAAUAUGGCCUUUGUCCACAUUAGCUUCAGACAACUGGUAAACCCUGAACUCAGGCUAUUGAACUGGGUGUUAAAUAUUGGUGAUUAAACUGUAAAGAAGCUUCAGUGUAUGUACAUGCACACAAUAACAUACGAAUCUGAAAAACAUUUACAAUUAUGCUUGUUGUAAUUCAUUGUACUGUUAUUACUCUUCAUUAUCCUAUCUUACUGAGACAUUGAUAGCGUUUUGCACGGUCACAGAGCUAGAGUGGUUUAUAGCCAUACUGAGAUAGCACCAUGUUUCUGUACAUGGUAAUUCAUAGAUAUUGAACGUAUAUAUAUUAAAAGAAAAAGGAUGGCACCAUCCCUGAUAGUUAUGUGCACAUGAGCACAUGCUCUAGCUGCCCUCUGCCAGCACUGUUAGUUCAUUUUCUACAUUAUGCUGUUCAAAUGCAACUUACUGGUCUCCAAUCCUACUGACUUCCCGAUAAAGACUCAAUUAGAUUUAUUUUUUUUUUAUUUAAUCUCAUCAUGACUUACAGAUGUGAACUUAGAGCCGUUUGGCUUCUUCCUACUUUGGCACUUUAAAUAAGUCAGUUGACUGAGUGGUGCUGCUGGGUGGUGGGGAUUGCACUUGGCUUGCUGUGUGUGCCAAGGAGAAAAGGGGUGUGUGAUGGAUGACGUUGUUACUGGACCUGAAUGACCAGGCAAAUUCAGUGAUUUGUUCCUGUGAAAACUUUACCAGGCAAAUGUUUUGUACUUAAGACUUGGAGAUUUUUCCUGAUUUGACAGCUUGAGGUUGGGCUUACUGUGGCUUACCCAGCAACAGAAAUACAAUAGCACAGUCUGUCAUGAUAAUGCUUUCUGUGUGGUCAUAAAGAUCCACAGUAUUUAACCUAGUUUUGCAUGAAAUAACUAGAUUUAGAUCAAUCACAGUCAUUUUGUAGAAGAGAGAGAGAAUAUUAACUUGGUUGUGAAAUGUGAUUAAUUCCAAUUUGCUGUUUUCAAAGAUAAGCGAUGCUCACAAUCCUGUUAAUUAAAAAAUUUAGAGUUUUCCAUUUUACUUCAUGCACUAUUUUUAAUGAAAUAAGUUUGUCUUUGUGCUUCUUAUUAUGACUGAUGCCCAGCUCAACAUGCCACAGGCUUCCUGAAGGAAUAGUGUGUACUUGUUGUGACCCUAUGAAAUGAAGAUAAAUGGUCUCAUGCAAGAUACAUUACGGGCUUUAUGACAUGCAUAAAUAUACAGUAGAUUGUAUCCUUUCCAUAAAAAUGUUCUUAAAUUUCUAAUAUUGUGUUUUAAUGCAGUUUUGUUAACAGGAUGACAAAUAGGAAAAAUAUGGAGAUAUUAAAAUAGGAUCCUAGAUUUGUGUGCUGUUCAUUCAACUGUCAGCAAUUGCUGCUUCUCAAAGAGCAGUCUGACUUUGACCUUGCUAAAUAUUCAUUUAAUGUCUCUACCAUUGCUUGAUUAAGUCAGGCAACUUUCUGUAUGUAGCUGUACUUGGCACGAGUCUGACUGCCAUGUGGAAACACUUUUUUGGUCAAGGUUAGGAAUGAGCAAGACCUUGUUAAAAACCAAACAAGCACAGGAAUUUGGAGAUUUGCGUGAUCGAGAAACACUGGUUUCUUAUGAGAACUACUGGGUUUACAUCUUAUCUUUAGUGCACAGCAGUUGUCAGGCCUGCAUUAUGUAUUAAGAGGAGGAAAUGUCAGUUAUUAACAUAUUGUAAGUGGCCUAGCUAGGAAUACAAAAUGACCUGUAAACUGAAAACCGCAAAAACGGGGAGGGAAAGUAAAACAUAGAUUUACUUCAUAAUUGGCUUUAGUAUUUUUAUUGGAACUCUUUGACAUUUGGAUUUUACAUCCUGCUUAUGCUGCUAGACUCACCUACUAAUAAAACCAAUGAUGACAAAACCAAUAAUGGUCCUUAAAAGUUUUACUGUGCUGUGAGUGUACAUGGGGCGUGUGUGCAGGGUGUUUUCUGUCUGCACCCACACUGCACAGUCAUUACCUCUAAAGCCUGGUUUAUAAACCACUGUUGUUAACAAGCCACACUGUGUUAAAGCAUAAGUCACCCAUUAAUUGACAGGUUGUGGGACAGAUUCUGAAUGGGCAGAAUGUUGUGCAUCAAGUACUCCACAGUAGUCAGUUGAGUCAUGUUAUUUUACACAAGCUUAGUGUCUGAUCCUGUAUCUUAUUUGGAAAAUAAAUCCUAAAGCAAACUGUGUGUUUUUAAAAUGGGAUUGUCUAAUUAUUGUUGUUAUUGAAGAAGGCAACAGGGUGUAGGAAUGUUUAUACCCGUAAAUAUCCAGGUGUUUUGCUCUUUUGGAGUAAGCAGCAGUCAGAGUUGAUAAAUAUCUUGGCUGGAAUUUAGCAACACAAUGAACCUCUGUAUAGAUAUCCCACAUGGUAUCAAUGGAAGCUCCAUUUAAGACCUAAUCGUUGGCCCAUACAAACAGAGGAAAGCUUGGCUAGACAGAUGGAAAGAGCUGUUUUAAGAAGGGAUCAGAAAAGGCAUUGCUACUUGGCUGGCCUAAAUCCACUAAUCUGAUGUUAUUAUUAGCGAUAAGGAGCAGCGACUAGGAUAAAAUCUCAUUCUCUGCAAAUGUCAUUUAAAUAGGACUCUGGUAUUUUCCAGUCAAGUAGACAGGCUUUAGUCAAAUAGUGAGCACUUUAUUUGUAAAUGCAGGAGGAAAAGAAAAGCUUUAGUUCAGCAAGUUCUUAAGAUGUCAGCUUACCAGUAUUGAUUAAUCGUUCAGCAGUGGCAGCUGCUUCUUUAUUAAAAGCGUAGCUCUCCAUACAAAAGAUAUCAGAUGUAGGAAAUGUUUGUUGACAAUUUACCUUUUCUCACAAUGUGGCAAGAGCUCAGUCUGUUACACAUUCCCCUGCUUUCUGGCCCUGCAACUUAGAUAAUACCCGUGAAGGAACGUAUUAGUCCAUCUGCACAAGGUAGAUUGUGGCAGCUGGAUUCUGCUGGAAACGUUGAUCUGUUUGAAACAGACCUGCGGCACCGACUCCCAGCAGGGGAAUUAAUUCAUGGAGAGCCAGCACAGCUUAGGAAAAACCUUUGAUUUGGCUGUAUAUGGAUGUCGUUGGAGUAUAUACAAAAAUACAGCUCGAUUAAGCUAGAGUGAAGAAUGAGAGGAAUGCCUGAAUUUCACACCAUGAGGGAUAUGACAUAAGGUGCAUCGUUGUCUGUUUUUAUUUCGAAUGUUUGAAAGCCUUUGGUUUCACCCACUACUGAAUCAAACAGUUGGUCUAGUAAUUUGUCACACCACACAGACACCUGCAGGUGUGUAUGGACAUGGGGACUUAGGCAGCUGUGCACAGAAAGGUGUUCCAGGAUGAGUAUUUUCUGCUCUCUCUUCAAAUAUGUUUCUUCGUAGACUUAGGACAUGGCUGCUUUUGCUGAAUUUUGAAUGUCUGAUUGUGUGGACUUCGUCUAGGGGAAAAGGCAGGUAAUUAGUUGCAUUUCAGUCUGAAAUGGUUGACCUUUGGAGUCUUCUCCUUUGUUGUUUAGUACAGGGGAAGCCUAUGUGUUCAGUGUGGGCUGCUGCCACCUCAUUUCUUGAGUGUAUUUCUAGAACUACUGAAGUCGAAUCGCACUAUUAACUGAUUGUGUAACAGUGGAAGCUAAUAUUGCAUAGUGUACUAGGAGUGCAAACCAGGCUUAUUCUUUUGCUUAUAUCUUCUUUUCUUGCCAAAUGCAUAGCUGAAGACAGAGUUGCUUUUCCGAGGGAUUAGAAGGGAUCUUGAGUCACAUCAGCAUACAUAAUGUCUCUUCUUAGAAUUCACUAUGAACAAGACCGGAGUGCACUUAAGCGGAAAGAAUGGGAGAGAAGAAACCAGGAAGUCCAGCAAGAUGAAGAUCUCUUUGCUUCAGGUUUUAACCUCUUUGGGGAACCCUACAAGACAAAUAAAGGCGAUGCCCUUGCAAACCGUGUCCAGAACACCUUGGGAAAUUAUGAUGAGAUGAAGGACCUGUUAACCAACCACUCCAACCAGAGCCACCUUGUAGGAAUCCCAAAGAAUUCCAUCCCACAGACACCCAUUGACAAAAAUGAACAGAGCUUUUUCCCAGAACCGAGAAACAGGAUGAUCCCAUCUCAUCAGAUCAGUGGCCACUCGUCGACAUCAAUGCCUCCACCCUCUUCAUUGUCAUCUAAUUCUACUUUGCUACACAGUCACCAGAGCAGCAGGAAGUCGAGGACAGACUGGUCGCGUGGUGGUCACAACUCUAGUGGGGCCCAGCCAAGCCAAUCCAGUAGUCAGCAGAGUCGGACAAAGCACAGCUCUUCUCACGACCAGCCACAGGGCAGGUAUGAAGACCUUUAUAAUUGUCAGAGUGAGCAGCAUAAAAGUGGAGGAACUGAGGAAGCCAGUUCAAUGGCAGCAUCUUCCCAUUCAAGGAGGCACACUCAUUCCAAGUCAGCAGCUGGAGAACAUACGUACAAAGAAAACAGUCAUUCGAAGUCACCCACAGAGCUUGAGUUUGCAGGUCAUGGUUCUGGAUCUCCACUUCCUUCCACUUCUUUGUUAUCUGCAAACAACAGUCUUUCGACCCAGAAUUUCCCCCCAGGACUUCACUGUAAGAACAGCAUGGUCCAGCAAAAGCCUACAGCAUAUGUCAGGCCUAUGGAUGGCCAGGACCAGGUACCCAAUGACUCACCUGAACUGAAACCUCCCAUAGAGAUUGAGAGUGGAUAUGGAAAUCAGUCCUUUGGAACACUGCUGGAAGGAAAAGUGAACACACCUAGUACGAAGAACAAAGUACCAAAGCUCAACAUUCCUCCUGUUAGUGAAGUUACCCUUCCCAAUGAUUCCAGCUGUGUGGAAGAAAUAUUACGGGAGAUGACCCAUUCCUGGCCUCCUCCUCUUACUGCUAUUCACACUCCUGGCAAGGCUGAGCAGACCAAGUUUUCUAUCCCAAGCAAGGACUCCCAACAUCUGACCUCAGGAUACAAUGUACAAAAGUGGAGUGAUCCAACAGGGAAAGUUGCAACCAAGUCAGUGCCACAAAAGUCAAUGCUUGAGGAUGAUCUGAAACUCAGCAGUGAUGAAGAUGAUAAUGAACAGGCUGCUGAAAAGACAAAAUUGAGAAACAUUCCUGUAAACAGCCUGCCGGUGCCGGCGGCACAUGCAACCGGCUUGGCCCAUUCCAGCGGUGGCUCCGGGAGCUCCAGCGAGUCCGAGAGCAGCUCCGAGUCCGACUCUGACAGCGAGAGCAGCUCCAGCGACAGCGAGUGCAACGAGGAGUCGCGCAGUGCCACGCCAGAGCCUGAACCUCCCUCAGCAAACAAAUGGCAGCUGGAUAAAUGGCUAAAUAAAGUGAACCCCCACAACAAGACCAUCAUCAACAAUCAAAAUGAGCCUCACAGCGAGACCGGCUCCCAGGCCCAGAGCAACCAGCAGGCUGAAGGGCAAAACAAAGGGAAGCUCAACAGCAGCCUGCCCCCGACCGAUUCCAAAGACCGGGCGAUCCUCAGUCCUAUCCGAGAGAAAGCCAAACCGCGGGUUGCCCAGAAAACCCCAGAGUCAAAAAGCUCCAAGCAGAAGUCACCAGCUCAUAAUGAGCCAACUUCACAAAGGACUACUUGGAAAAAACAACCCAAAAAGGUAGAAAGGACUUCCAGUGUAGAAGAGUAUAACUGGCCCAAACCAAAUAAUACCAGCAACACUCCCAAAGAAAAAGACACACAGGAACCCCCCGAGCAGCCAAAGGUUCGAACUAAAGCAGCAGUUGGGAAGACUGCUCCAAGGAAAGAACCACGAACUAGCACAGGUCUCACUUCAGAGAAGAAAAAGUACAGAGGCCCCAGCAAAAUUGUCCCUAAGUCCCGGGAAUUCAUUGAAACGGACUCAUCUACUUCUGACUCCAAUACAGACCAGGAGGAGAGCCUGCAGGCCAAGGUGUUGCCAGCUUGCAGUGGGCCUGCCGGUGGCGUCAAAGCGAAGGACUCUGGCAGUAACAUCCUCAGCGUAAGUAGUUUAACUAGCAACAGCAGCAACACAUCCAGCGACCAGACCAGCAAUGACUUGGAGGAGCAGCUCUUUUCUCCUAUCCCAAUUGUACAAAAUGAACUUCUGUCCCCACUGAGAGAAUAUGAAGAACUCAAAUCUCUUUGGGUGAAAAUAGACCUUAGUUUACUCUCUAGGAUACCCGGACAAGAGCCUUUUGAGACCACAUCUGUAAAAAGUGAACCAAGAGAGGCAAAUGUGAAACACAGGCGACCAUCUCGAGAGUCCCCUACCCCUGCAGCUGAAAAACCAUCCACAAAAUCCAAAAGGAAACACAAGCAGCCAGAAAGCCUGGAUACCUUUGUUGAAAGCAAGAAGCAGCGCCUGGAGGAUCCUUCAGCAUCAUGCCUGCUCCCACCCUGUAUCUCUCCGAUACCGAAUCACAGAUUAACCAGCACUAAAGAGAGCAGCAGUAGCUCAGUGAAGAAGGUGGCAAAGAAAAGAGAAGAGAAGCUGUUCCCUCCUCCAUUAUCCCCCCUCUUGGACGAGCAUGUGCACCAGCGGCACAGCAGUGACAACAGCUCCUUCAGCCAAGAGACCAACAUCACAAACACCUCUCAGACCAGCAGCUCUUCCUCCUCUGUUUCUAAACACAGAAAGAAUGAAAAUAAACCCUCUUCUAACCCCAAAGGAAUCUGUGAGGAAGAAUCUCACAAUACACCAACAGCCAACACUCUUCUUGACACCAGCCAUCUAGAAACAGACAUCUGGUCUGCAAUGCCAACGCUUUCCAAUGGGAAUUCUGAGCCCAGAAGACCCAAAAUAACAUUUGAUGAUAUGCUUCACAAUGCAGAUUAUUACAUGCAAGAGGCUAAGAAGCUAAAGCAUAAAGCAGAUGCAUUGCUGGAGAAGUUCGGCAAAGCAGUGAAUUAUGCUGAUGCUGCCCUCUCCUUCAUCGAGUGUGGGAAUGCUAUGGAGCGAGAUCCAUUAGAAGCUAAAUCUCCAUACACCAUGUACUCAGAGACUGUGGAACUCAUCAGGUAUGCAAUGAGACUCAAGAAUUUCACAGGCUCUUCUGCCACAGAAGGGGACAAGAAAUUAGCAGUUUUAUGCUACCGAUGCUUAUCACUUCUCUACUUGAGAAUGUUUAAACUAAAGAAGGACCAUGCUAUGAAGUACUCCAGAUCUCUGAUGGAAUAUUUUAAGGGUUGUACAAGGUGCUACACAGACGUGAAAGGCAGAAUGAGUAAGCAGAACUCUUCAAAAGCCUCACAGGCCCCCUCACCUUGGGGCGGCAAUGGAAAGAGCACAGAAACACCAUCGCCCAUGUCCCUGAGCCCGUCUCCCGUCAACUCUGCUGGAAGCAGCGCGGGCACCGCCAGCUCCUCCUCGGCGGGGACCAUCACCAUCCCUCAGCGCAUCCACCACAUGGCUGCCAGCCACGUCAACAUCACCAACAACGUCCUGCGGAGCUACGAGCACUGGGACAUGGCUGACAAGCUGACUAAGGAGAACAAAGAAUUCUUUGUAGACCUGGACUCAGUGAUGGGACCCUUAACACAACACAGCAGUAUGACCAAUCUGGUUCGUUAUGUUCGCCAAGGACUCCACUGGCUCCGCAUUGAGGCUCAUUUGUUGUAGUGACUGCUGCCCUGUUCAUAACAUCCCCAUUCUUCUACCUCUACCAGCGCAGAGACGAUCACUGGUGGAACUCCACUCAUUUCUGGAAGUUUAUUCAUGUAACUUCAUUUUUAUUGCCUUUUUUAAUAUCCUAUCUGUUGGAAGUAGAAGUCACCCUAAAUGGAACUUUUGACUCAAGAGCAGUAUGUGUUGUACCAUCUAAUCAUUUUCAACAAUUUUCUAUGCCUUGUGUCUCCUGGAUCCUGCCAUCCUUUUGUGCUUUAUGGAACGGUACAUUCCCUGCAGUAUUGUUUUAAGUCCAUGCUGCCUUCAAGUGAAAACAAAAAAGCACUUUGAGAAGAUAUGGAUUCCUGAGAAGUAGUACAAAGCGUCUUAAAUAUUUGAGGGUAUAUAUGAGAAAUCCCUUCUGAAAUAAAUUAGUAGAAGUUAUAGCUAUUCAUUCAAAAUCAUCUUCUGAACCUGACCCAAGCUUUUUGAUGCUUAAUUCUGGCAUCAUUACCUGACACUGUACAUUCCUAAGAUUUCAUACUUCCUAUAGGCUUAAUCUCUAAAAGAGAACAUUGAAUAUCUUACAGGUACAUUAUGUAAGAUCACCAAAGGUGUUAAGAGGUAAAAAGUUGAAGGAAUUGCCUCAUUAAAGAAUGAUGACACACUAUGCAGUGAGGUUUUGAUAUUCCAUUCUUCCUGUUUAUUGUUGGCUUAAUAAUUUCAGUAGGCAGCAGAAUUUAUUGCAGUUUUUAGGCAAUUUCAAAAUAUUAGCUUUCAUAGUCUUAUCUAUCAUUCCUAUACUAAAUCUGUGAAUUUUCUUUCAGUUGUACUCAUCCAAGAUUUUUCUUCAUAGAACAAUCUCUCUUUGCAUAGUGACUCAGUGAAAGCAGAUUUUAACAGGACCGCUGCACUCUAAGCAUUGAUAUUGUAUGUAAAAGUCCAUUAAUAAGUGUAUGCAGAUUCUUCAUGAAACUCUCUAGAAGUUUAACUAACCAGCUACUGUUGAAACAUUAUAAUUCCAUGUGGCAUCAAUUUUCACCUGUUUUGUUCAUUUCAGAGCGUUAGAAACGUGCAGUAUUAUCUUGCUAUCUUGCAAACAAUGUCAAAUUAAAUAAAAUCACCAGAUUUACCCAAAAGCAAUAUAAUAUUUGUUUAAUAAUGGCCAUGAAUACUUCGGUCAGUUUACCUGUUUACCAAGGUCUGCAUCUGUUUGCCCAUGCUGUCAUGUUUUGGACCAUUUCUCUAAUGCGUGAAUAAUAAUGAGACAAUGCAGAUAGACUUUCAAAGCAAUUGUGAAUAAAUUACACCAUUUCACAUUUGCUCUUUCCUCUUCUUUUUUUCCCCUGUUAUAAACUGCACUGCGCUUCUGGUGCCACUGCAAGAAGCGCUGGUGCAUGAAACAAAACAAAAUGAAUUUAUAUCAAUAAUUCACAAGACUUUAAAUGGUCUCAUCUCAUUCUUGAUGUAACGCCUGCACACCUUACUGAACUGUAAAUUCAAUUUCUAUAAACAGAAAAUACUCAUAGCAAUGUAAAUAUUAUUCUGUCUCAUCUCAUUGAAAUAACACAAUAUGUGUAUUAAAUGCCAUCCAGAUAUUAGUUAAUUGCAAUUACCUUCUGCUAUAUAAUCCUGUAUAUCCUUUAAUCUGGUGAGUUAUUGGAUUCUACUCACUGGGUUGUAACCAGAUAAAUAGGACAAAUUUGCAUUUAAAAGGUUCAGACUGUUAUGAUUUUUAGAGCAGGCCUUGGAUAUUUGCAAUAAGAACAGUUUAAGGACUCUGCCCAGUGCACAUUUAAGACAAACCUUACUGUAGCUGUUGUAUAUUAGCUCCCUGUGGUACUACCUUUUCUUAAAAGUCAAUGAUUUCUAAUAUUUUGUUCCAUGAGACUGUAUUGUAAAUGUAGCCAAGGUGCUUCAUCAGAGAAAUCAUCCAGUUUAGUGUUGUCUGCAAAGGGCAUUUGCAGGACAUGCACACCCUGUGUUAUCUGCACAUUCCUGCUCCUGAAGUGGUCGAUACACCCUUAUCUGUUCUCCAAGGGUUGGGGUAAUGUGGCUGAAACAUGAACCUGACUGCAGUGGUCACCCUGAUUCUGGCCCCGGUAGCUAAUUAAUAAAAUCACAGCAGUGAGAACUAUUCAGAAAUGUAGAUGAAAGGUGGUUGUUGGUUUGUUUGUUUAUUUGUUUUAAAGAAAAAGGAAACAAAACACUUGAAAUAUUUUAUUUUUUAAGAGGGUGAGUACUUGAGAUGAAGUAGCGUUGGGGUGGUUUUGUCAUAAGCCAGAGUUUUCCAUUCUUUUUGCAAGAUCUCACUAACGAAAUUCAGUAACUAUUUAGUCUAAUUAAGUGCAUUGUCGUCACUUGUUCCUUUAAAGUAGACUGAAAUCCUAGACUUCCCAACAUUUAGAUAUGGAUAGAUAUGAUAUGUCUUGAAAUACAAUCUUCAGACACAAGACUAUUCACUAGCUGCAGUCAAUCAGUGAAGACAAAGUGUUACCUUUUGCCUGUAGCUUGCAGUAAACAGACUAUCUCUAAAUUUACCCUGUGUUCAAAAUCUUUUCCUUAAACAGCUUAAGGAAUUAGCCCACCUGAUUUCGUAUCCUGUGACUUAGUUUGAAAUGUAUGCGGAAUCAAUGGCGUGAUUAUAGUAAGUCCAGCAGUCAAGUCUAGGAUCACAAGCCAACUUACUAUUUAGCAGUCUUGUUUCAAAAGCGGCUUAGAAACGAAUUAAAUAUGGAGAGUGAAUUACCGUCUUAUCCCUGGGGAUGAUGCUUCUUUUGGGUUAGUUAUUAAGGAUUAUUGCACUUUUACAGGCACUAUACUCGUCUCAUUUCAAAUGCCAACAUGUCAUCUUUGUGGAAUCAUUUUACCCCUUAAAAUAUACUUCCAGCGGAGUUAAUCAGAUGAGAUUGUUUGUUUCAGUCCAUGGGGAAGCAUCGUGUGUUUGCUUGGGCAUUUGCUAUGUCUGCUCUUAACGCUGCCUGCUUCAGGCACUCAAAGUCAUGAACAAGCACCAAAAAUUACAAGAUUGGCUUCAAAUCAUGGGUUGUUUGUUUCUUUGUUUUGGUUUUGGCUUUUUGGUUUUUGUUUGGUUGGUUUGGGGUGUUUUUUUGCUUUAGAUUUGUGUGUGUGUGUGUGUGUGUGUGUGUGUUGGUUGGUUGGUUGGUUGGUUGGGUUGGGUUGGGUUUUCAUAAUAAACUUUUUUGGUUCUUAUAUUGCCUUCUGGAUACUGAGCUUGAUUUCAUGACACAUUUUCAGGCAUUUUUCAAGGAUGCCAAGGGACAGAAAUGACACAUAUGUUUUUAAUAGUGAUAAACGGGGACAGUGAUGUAAUCUCGCGAUUUCUGCAGCUGGGAUUUCAGAAGGACACCAAGCUUCAUAUAAAAUUGCCAGAGCUGACAAGGCUGUCAUUUGUGUCCUAUGCUUCAGGAUGUUUGGAGCAAUAUCAAUAGUUCAGCAGUGAGGGGAGCAUGCAAGUGAAGGGCUAAAUGCAAGCUCCAUCGGUACAAGAUCCAAGGGCAGCAAAGUCCUAAGUGCUCAAGCGAGGCAUUUGCAUAGCACUUAACCUCCACGUCAGGAGCUGCAGCAGGUCUCAAGUGAAGUAUUUGACAGUGUGCAGGCAGAAUAUUCUGCUCUGCGUGCAGUGAGUAUCUGUGGCCAUAGGAUGCCUGUUGGCUCUUUGAGAGCAGCAAUCACAGGGAAAGCUGGGGAUGAUGUUUCCCACGUGGACCAUGUUCUCCCAGACCAUGGUCAGUGGUCUCAGCUGGGCUCUUUGGUUCCUUUCAAAGGAUGAAUCACUCUUCCCAUAUUUAGCAAACAGUGUAAACAGUUCAUGCUGAGUUUGGAUAGCCAGGUUGGGUCCAGUAUGUGUGCUUUUUAUUUUAUUUCAUGUUUAUUUUUUUAGUCAUUCUGGUUUAGCUUACAGCCUUUUUGUUGAUAGUGUUGGUGGCAACUUUCACAGCUUGCUUCUUAUAGCUUAAUGGCGCCUUUUUUUAUAUGGUCUUUGAAAUUUUUGUCAUUUCAAUAGUCUCUGUGUGAAUAUAUUGUCUCAUUUAAAAAUUGCAUCCUUUGAAACAUAGGGAUGGGUCUGUUGAUGUCAAUGUGGGGGCUUUUUUGGAAAAAAGAUGGAGAUCUUCAUUCCUCUUAAAGAAACAAGAUCUGAGAAAUUGAAUCUAGACCUUAAUAUCUAUGCUUUUUUAAUGUCACAGAUUUUAUUAUGUUCUUCCAUUAUAACAGGUUAGAUAAAUUGACAAGUUUUUAGCUACUUUGGAAGAAAUGUUUUCAUUGUAUUUUUAUCAGUACUUAAUGCUGUCUAAAUCAAAUUAUUAGUUUUGUGAGUACGACUUCAGAGAUGAUAGCAAAAAUGGGGCUGGUGAGCAUUCUGACUUGGGUAUUAAUACACUUUUUUGCUUUGAGUUCAGGAGAAACUCCACUACAUACAGUAUUGAAGCAAGCACACACACGUGUGUGUGUGUGUGUACACAUACAUAUGGAUUUGGAUGUGGAUUUGCAACAGAAAUUCCUUGCUUAUUACUUUGUAGCACAGGAAAAAAGAUGCAAUAGAUGUAAAGACACUGACUUGACCUCACCAGUGUGCGCUGAGAGAGAGGCAAAGGGGAUGAAGAUGAGAAACCAGUCCACUGUCCUUAUGACAUCUUCCAGAUUUACUUUGCUUACUAUUUUAUAAAUACAAAUAAAACAACUCUUGUUAAUGUUGGGAGGGCUCAAUUCCUCUAUUUCUGUUACUCCUCCCGGUCUUCCAUCGUACAACCGGUCACUAUACACAGCAAUGCAUGUAGGCACUCUGUGUGUUGUCUAAUGAGAUAUAGAUAUAUAUCUCACUAGAUAUAGUGACAUAUUUUAGAUAUAUCACUUGAUAUUUUGUAGCCUUUAUGUAUAGACCGUAAGCUCAGUUAGGCUCUGUAUCAUUAUUGAAACCUCUCUGCUGCUGAAUGCAAAAUGUUCCUGCCUGACUUACAGAGCAGCCGUCUUCUCCGCAGCGUUCUUGUCAGACCUGCCUUUCUGAGGGGCUUGGUGACUUUACUUUAGCCAUUCUGUUUCAAAAACGUUUUGCUAUUUCUUUUGUCUUCCAAGAUCCGUGAUUCUGAUCAUCUCACGCCAGUUUAAACCCGUGGUGAUAGCCGUUGAAGUCAGAAGAGGUUGAGUUUAGAUCUCAUGGACAGCCAGGGGGAUCUCGUGGCUCCACCGGUAGAAAUGAGAGCAAAUUCAGGUACAGAUAAGUUGCUGCAUAAAACUGGUGUCAGAUGAGAAUCAAACCUGGCCACAUCAGGAGGCACUGCAACAGAAAUACUGUAAAGAUCAGCUGUGCCUAGAACCACAGGAUAUGUAGCAACAUCUCAGGCAGCUUAUUGAUGCUGUAAUCACAUUAGGUAACGGUAAAUACAUCAAGAGUGGCUUAAAGAAACUGGGGCAAGUUGGUGUGGUCUGGCAUUAUGAAUAUAACCUGUUUGUGCCUCUUGGGAAAGGGAAUUCAUUACUACCGAUAUGUCCUGCAAAAUAACACCUAUACCAUGGUAUCCUACAAAGUCCAAAUAUGGCACAGUCCCAUCUAAUUCCUUAAUCCACCUUAGGGUGCCACCACGUGUCACAAAGAGCUAAUGCUUGUCACUGCCCUGCAGUCACCAUAGAGUUAAACCAUUUUCCACUUACAACUCCAGCAAGGACCAAGCCCAGGGACCCAGCAGCCAGCUCAAGUAGCGAUGUGUGUCCUAGGUGCUUUGGAGAGGCUGCAGAAAAGAUCUGACCUUGCUGUGGAGCCACACAGAGCUCCUGGAGCCCCCAGCCUGCUCAGGGUGUUGGAUUACUACAGGUCUACACAGUGUGAAUCCCCAUGUAGCCCUGGCCACAGUAUUGCUGUGCAGGGGACAUGGUGGGGGACCAGUGCUGUGGCCAAUAGGGCUGAGUGACCCCAGCCCCACCGCCUGGGUGCAGCAGAGCUGUGGCUCUGUGUUGCCUUUAGGUCUUGGUCCUCUGCUGCUGCAGGUGGGACUUGGAUUUGAGCACUCAUUUUUACUUGCGCUGCAUCUGGAAACACCAAACGAGUUGACAGAAGCGGUGCGUGCAGUGACAUCGUAAAACUAAGGCAAUAUUCACUGCCUGCAGAAUUGCAAUUUGAAUUGUAGUCUCCACAGGACUGCUCGUCGUUACUGGACGCUAGCUGCGUCCUGCUGAAUGGCCAGUGGUAAAAGCCAUGUGAGGGGAUGAUGCAGCUGUUUGAGACUUGUUUUCGUCUUUGAUUGUAACUGAGUUCUAUGCAAGUCCUGUAAGCUCUCUGUGCUGGAUGUAUUUACUCACGUUUGUAUGAGCGUCACCCUGUUGUAAUUCCAUUGCAAAACUCAUCAAGUAGAGAUAGCCUUAAUUUCUACUCAGUUACUUCCUUCUCUGAAUUAGAAGGAAAGUCAGAUUCUGAAGUGAAUUGACUUGUUUUAAUGGAUAACAGUAACUACAAUGGACCAAACUUGGAACUAAGCAAAUGUAAACUUGCCUCAGCUUGUGGAAUUUGUGGGACCAAAUUCUGCUGUCGUAUGGCAAUCAUGCAAGUCUUACAGAGCUUGCUGAGCGCUGUUUAUCACAGGAGAAGCUGGUUAACAAAAAUGCCAUAGCAUUACCAGAGUUAAGUUUAUUGGGCCAGAACUUCAGUUGCAUUAACCCAAUUAAUUCAAUGGAAUUACACUUUUUUUUUGUUCUGGCUGAGUACUCACCCCGCUGAAAUUAGUUCAAGAUCCCUGGACUAGUGCUGGAAUAACUGCAAGCAGACUUGCUCCUCAACCAGACCGUAUGUUGGCUCAGCCCUUGCUCAGGGAAACCACCAUUGACUUCAGUGACAAAUGACGUGGAGUUACGGACUUGAAGAAGCUUUGACCACUGGCAGGAGGCAUUUACCCUUGAAUUUAUGAAUGAAUAGUGGAUAGCAACAUACGUGCUUUGUUUAUGACAAAGGUAGAGCACAAGUUCCUCAACUGGUGUAAACUGGUAUAAGUACUGAUUUCAGUGGAGUUAAUCAAAUAUGUACACACUGAGGAGCAAACCCUUUAACCCCAGACUAAUUUUUGCCAAUAUAUCUCUAUGCAGAUAAACUCCCAAAGCUUUUAUCAUUAUGCCUUUUUUUACUGAUCAUGCCAAUGAAAUGAUUAAUGUACCAUAACCGUUGCCUGUAAGGAAAUAUUGUAAUCUGCAAAGUUAUGCCAUAUAGAGCACAUCAUAAAACAGCUUUAGACCACACAGUCUGGAGAAGCAUUAUCAGGAACUAGACUAACGGAGCAGCUUUUUAUCUGAUGUCAAUUACACUUCCACUCUGCACUUCCAUCACUGCGAUUUUUACAUAUGGAGUGAAUGAUGGCUGGAUGUUUCUGAUGACUGUGGGCCAAAGCUUCAGCUGAUGUGCCUCUAAGUAGCUCCAUAGAUGUCAGUGCUGAUUUACACCAGCUGAAAAACUAGUCCUCUCCCUUUUCACACUGUGCUGUGUGCCCUAAUGCAGCUUUAUAAAUACAUACUGAAGCAGAGCAGAUAUUGAACUGUUCUGAUUCAGCACCAGAUAAUCCCUGCUAAAAAGAACUGGAGGGUAAUUUCUGCCUACCAUCUAGGCUUGCAUAUGUUCUGGUUUUAACUAAAAGGCAUGUUGCAAUUUCAUUAUCUCUGAGUUUAAAUAUUUACUGGCAUCAGCAUUAGCUUGCAUAGAAAAAUGGCAAAUAAAUUCAAACUAGUCAUAAAUGCUCUCAGUCUAGAGGUGGAAUCUGUUACUUUAGUUAACAGACAUUGCAGCAGGCUAAAGUGGUUUUUCCUGAGCCAAAUGGGUUUUCUACAUUUAAAAGUCAUGGCAAAUAUUUAUGUAGGGCCAAUUCUGCUCUUCUUCCCCUGAGCAUCCUAAUGAGCAGGUUACUCCACUGAUGUCCACAGGUGUAACUGUGUAAAUUCGUGCUCAGUGCACAGAUUACAGAAUCAGGCACUGAAGAUGUUAGGUUGAUGCAAUCAGGAGUUUAAUUUUAGCCAUAUGUAUCAUUUGAUGACACUUAAGAAUUAUGUAUAUUUUAUCCAAACUGACAGUCCUUGUAAUUCCAUAAAAUAUUGUAUAAUUUAUUCCUGCCUGUAUUUUUGACAUCUCUGGAUUGCAUAUCUUCUACUGCAUCUCAAACGCUGUUAUUUUAAAACCCACAUUCAAAACAUCUAGGACGUAUCAUCACAGAGUAUGAAAACAAGUCAAAAGGCCUGGUUAUUUUUGGCUUUGGUUUUGAGCUCCCCUUUGCUUUGUGUUCUGUCCGUGGCUGUAGUACUCCUGGUAUUUUAAAAAAGGCUCAAUUCAAGUUGUUUCCUGUCUUCUGGAAGGAAAAAUACAGCUAAGGUUCAGGAAAAGUAAUCCUGGCAAACUCAGUGGAUGGUUGCUCCUUCUGGUUGUCUUGGUUUUUCAACGUAGCCACGUUGGGAGCAGUCUGGUAUGUGCGUUCUCUUGCCAACCAUUUCUUGCUGUUGUGGCGAAUUCUAUUUUAUCCUUUUUUCCUUUUAUUUUUCUUUUGUGUGUUUAUGUGUGUGUGUGCACGCAUGUGCAAUUAACCAAAAUAUCAGGAAAAAUUAUAUAUGCUUUCUUCUAGUUCCUGGAAAUAGAGCAACGUUAUGACCUUACGGUCUUCCAGCAAAAAUUAGAUUUAAUUUCUGCAUUGCAGUGCAACUUAAUUAGCUAUUGGAAUUAGAUUAUGGUUUACUGAAUGACCCUUUACGUUCUUACUUUUUAUUUGCUAUUGAAGUAGCCUUUUUUUCUCAUGUGUGCAAAUAUCAUAUGAAUAAUCAUUGCAAUUCCACACGGUGUCUUUGUUCUGAACAAGCAUGUUAUUCUUGUAAAGUUUUAAGUAUAAGUUAAGAUGUUUUGUACAGACCAAGGUAACUGUUAAAAUGUCAAGCAAUUACUGAAAUGUUGUAUAGUUAUAAAAGUUUGAUUUCUUUUGCUUUAUAUGUAUAAAAUUGUAUCUUGCCUGUUUUGCUUUGUAUUUCCAACGUGUUGCACAAUUAUGCAUUUUGUUUACAUUUGUUCCUUCUUCCGAAAAAAAAAGAAA
This is a messenger RNA of Columba livia (rock pigeon), 39482 nucleotides long. It is a transcript of the gene AFF2, whose product is annotated as ALF transcription elongation factor 2. The record is from RefSeq and is a predicted model, not a curated record. Gene Ontology annotation, cellular component: nucleus; nuclear speck. Bases 26608 to 30432 code for a protein of 1274 amino acids. Gene Ontology annotation, molecular function: G-quadruplex RNA binding. Gene Ontology annotation, biological process: regulation of RNA splicing. NCBI's taxonomy places the organism in Eukaryota, Metazoa, Chordata, Aves, Columbiformes, Columbidae. The transcript is spliced from 22 exons.